This is a messenger RNA of Xiphophorus maculatus (southern platyfish), 1689 nucleotides long. RefSeq names its product phosphatidylinositol glycan anchor biosynthesis class P (gene pigp). Lineage: Eukaryota; Metazoa; Chordata; Actinopteri; Cyprinodontiformes; Poeciliidae. Gene Ontology annotation, biological process: GPI anchor biosynthetic process. Bases 132 to 521 code for a protein of 129 amino acids. The transcript is spliced from 5 exons. The record is from RefSeq and is a predicted model, not a curated record. Gene Ontology annotation, molecular function: phosphatidylinositol N-acetylglucosaminyltransferase activity.
CUGACGUUACGGGGAUUGUCGGAAGUCUUCGUGGUGGAUUGGUUAUAAACUGUAGGUUAUGUUUGCAUGUUAGUUAAAAUUGUUCUCGUUAUAUUUAUUUAUGAUAUCUCGACUAUUAUUUAGCUCAGAUCAUGGUGGAAAACUCUCCAUCUCCGCUGCCUGAGAGAGCCAUCUAUGGCUUUGUGCUCUACCUGGGGUCACAGUUUGGUUUCUUUUUGUACUGCCUGUGGGCGUAUGUACCAGAGGAAUGGCUUCAUUCAGUAGGACUCACCUACUGGCCUCAGAAGUAUUGGGCUCUUGCGAUGCCAAUCUACUUCCUGGUUGCACUAAUGGUGUCUUUGGUUGUGUUGUUCGGCAUUAACAUGAACAACACAGCUCCACUGGACUCUGUGGACAACGUCACAGAUGGAUUUGCACAAGGUCAGAGGUCAGACUGCCACAGGAAGGGUGGAAUACCCCGACUGGAGGACGUCUCCAUCAGUGAAGUCAACAAAAUGUUCUAUUUAUCCUCUGAGACGUGACAAACAGAGUAACUGAGCAGUGGGCGGGUUAAGAUUCACCGCGCCGUCGCUGUUUAGUUCUUUUGAUUGAAGUUUUCUUGUUAGAAAAAGACUCAGUCUUAUGUAACAACAGUUAUGUAAUUGUUACGAUAUUAAAUCCUCAGGUUUUUAUUUAUUUUUCUUUCUUUACUGGUCUACGUGUCUCUUAAAUGCAAAGUUUUAUGCAGCAAUUAUUGUUUUUAUAAAGCUCUAAGUAAAGUAUGGCUGUAAAUCUGUAAUAAAUAUAAUUCUUUUAAAGCAAUUCUAACAUGAAAAUGCAUCAAUUCGUGUUGGAGAUGUUAACUAGGUAACAAGUAAAUAAUACUUUUGUAAAUGAUUAAUUUGUUAAAUUGAUGGAAUCAAUCUUAAUGGAAGUGUCAAUGGUAAUGCAUAUUAUAUUGAAAUCCUACAUAAAUGUUACAUUUGUCUUAAUAAAGGAUAAUAACUGUUGUGUUUGUGCAGAAGGAAGAAAGAUCAUUCUCAGUUUAUGUCAAAUUUUAUUUAGUUUGUAACAACUGAUUUAUGAGUCACUGAAAGUCUCCAUUGUUGUAUGUUGCAGUCUUUUAUAUAUUUUAUUGUUAUCAAUACCUGGAUUUUGAUUAAAUGUUAAUACCAGUUUCCUAGAUCAGAAAAAAAGCCUUUAAAUACAGGAUAAGAUAUUUAUUAAAUAGUUUGGGGGGGGGGUUUCAGAAUGGAAUGAGCUGGGUUUUGUUUUAUUGAAUAUUCUUGUUUUUAUGAAGUAAAAUUCUGUGCAAAAUUAUCCACAACUACUGAACUUACUGGAAAGAUUUGAUUUUUUUAAUUAACUUUUAUUUAUACAGAUUGUCUCAUUGAAAUUUAAGAUCUUAUUUACUAGAAAGUAAUUUUUUGUGUAAAAAGCCUAAAAAUAAAUGGAUCUUUAUUACAGUGGCAAGAUUCUAUUAUAUGAUGCUUACUUUAUUUUUCACCUAUUGCAAUGAUUUCAUAGUGAAAUAGAGACUGUACUGACUGCUGCAGCACCCAGUCUGCCUCUGCCAUGUCAUGUGACCUGCUUAGCAUGCUAUGCUAGCAUUGUGUUUGUGCUUAAAUGUACUGCAUUUUUGGAUUUACAUAUUUAUUUUUAAGUUUUGUAAAGAUCAACUUGAAAAUGAGAUGAUUCAUGUAUCCUUCA